AAUUGUAUCGGCAUAGAACCAAAAGCCAUCAAAGCUCAAAAGGGCUUUCGUUUUCCACACUGUACCGCUCUCGAUCUGUCUUGAAGAAGAAGAAAACCCUUUUAAAAUACCCACAGGGAAAGAGAGUUGAAAACCUAGUUUUUUCAAUUGAGGAAAGCUAGUAAUUAAGGCGGUGGCGUAGAGGAAAAUGUUUAGGAACCAGUACGAUACAGAUGUGACGACAUGGAGUCCGGCGGGGCGGUUGUUCCAAGUGGAAUACGCGAUGGAAGCCGUUAAGCAAGGCUCCGCCGCGAUUGGGCUUCGAUCUAAGACCCAUAUCGUUUUGGGUUGCGUCAACAAGGCUAAUUCCGAGUUGUCUUCUCAUCAGAAGAAGAUCUUCAAAGUCGACGACCAUAUCGGCGUCGCCAUCGCGGGUCUCACCGCCGACGGCCGCGUUCUAUCUCGGUAUAUGAGGAACGAGUCCAUUAACUACAGCUUCACGUAUGAGUCGCCGCUUCCUGUGGGCAGACUUGUCGUCCAACUUGCCGAUAAAGCUCAGGUGUGUACCCAGCGCUCUUGGAAACGACCUUAUGGCGUUGGCCUGUUGGUGGCUGGCUUGGAUGAAUCUGGGGCUCAUCUCUAUUACAACUGCCCGAGUGGAAAUUACUUUGAGUACCAGGCUUUUGCCAUUGGAUCCCGCUCACAAGCUGCAAAGACAUACUUGGAACGGAGGUUUGAGAACUUUGCAGAUUCCUCUCGGGACUAUCUGGUCAAAGAUGCACUUAUGGCAAUAAGGGAAACCCUGCAAGGAGAAACUCUAAAAAGCUCAAUAUGUACAGUUGCUGUGGUAGGGGUUGGGGAGCCGUUCCAUGUUUUGGAUCAGGAAACUGUACAACAAAUGAUUGAUGCCUUUGAGAUUGUGGGAGAGCAAGAAGGACCUGCUGCUGAACCGGAUGCUUCUGCUGUACUAGAGGCUGCAGCUGAGCAAGGUGCUGCUGCUGCUGAUCAGGGUGGUUCUACAGACGAAGGUGUGGCCCCAAUGGAUAUUUGAGGAUACUCGGCGCGUCAGUGCAUAUCCUCGUCUUUAGAUAAGAUUUUCUAGCAUCUGUUUGUGGAUUUGAGUGUGUUCGUGGUAGACAUUAUUGUGAUGGAUAUUUCUUUCUUUAUUUUCCAAACUAUCUUUUUACCAUUGCUGCAAACAUGCAAAUGACCUGAAAUUAAGUUUUACAGUUUUACUCGAGAUACAAUCUUUGGUGUUAGAUUA
Messenger RNA from Hibiscus syriacus, 1243 nucleotides. RefSeq names its product proteasome subunit alpha type-1-B-like. The transcript is spliced from 2 exons. Bases 188 to 1030 code for a protein of 280 amino acids. The record is from RefSeq and is a predicted model, not a curated record. Gene Ontology annotation, cellular component: proteasome core complex, alpha-subunit complex; proteasome core complex. Gene Ontology annotation, biological process: ubiquitin-dependent protein catabolic process. NCBI's taxonomy places the organism in Eukaryota, Viridiplantae, Streptophyta, Magnoliopsida, Malvales, Malvaceae.